Messenger RNA from Exophiala viscosa, 4659 nucleotides. Its product is annotated as phospholipid-translocating ATPase. Gene Ontology annotation, biological process: phospholipid translocation. Gene Ontology annotation, molecular function: ATP hydrolysis activity; ATPase-coupled intramembrane lipid carrier activity; ATP binding. The record is from RefSeq and is a predicted model, not a curated record. Gene Ontology annotation, cellular component: plasma membrane; trans-Golgi network. NCBI's taxonomy places the organism in Eukaryota, Fungi, Ascomycota, Eurotiomycetes, Chaetothyriales, Herpotrichiellaceae. The transcript has 4 exons. The coding region runs from base 1 to 4659 and encodes 1552 amino acids.
AUGGCGCGGAUACAUUUCAACAGUGGUGCUGGCGCUGGCGGUAAUGGAGGAGAGAGCAAUGUCUCGAAACCGGUCAAGAGAAUGCGCUGGGCUACAACGCGCAAAUCUGGCCAGAGCGGUGUGAACAAAAGGAGGUCUCUACUCGAGCGGGUUCCCAGAGUGACGCUGUCAACCUACGAAGAAAAGCCUUCCGGGCAGGAAAACCAUGGCCAAAUAUCAGGCGAUAGUCCGAUGGGCCAGGUGCAACAGGAAGGCGAGUCUUCAGACCGCAAAAUUUAUGUCAAUCAACCUCUCCCCCCGGAAGCCAUGACAGAAGACGGGCAUAUCAAGGCGCAGUAUGCGAGGAAUAAGAUCAGGACGGCGAAGUACACCCCGCUGAGCUUCAUACCGAAGAACUUGUGGUUUCAAUUCCACAAUAUCGCCAAUAUCUACUUUUUCUUCAUCAUUAUCCUAAGUAUUUUCUCCAUUUUUGGCGCCUCGAAUCCUGGCCUGGGAUCAGUGCCUCUAAUCUUUAUCUUGACCGUGACGUCUAUCAAAGACGCCGUGGAAGAUUGGGGCAGAACGGUGCUGGACACUGAAUUGAACAACUCGCCAGUUUACCGGUUGGUGGAUUGGCACAAUGUGAACUCUUCCGACGAUGAUGUUUCAGCGUGGAGGAGGUUUAAAAAGUCAUGCACAAGAACAGUCAUUAAAACCUAUCGCUGGAUGAAAAGUGUCACCAGCAAGAAACAAAAGCGUUCAGAAAAGGACGCGGACGAAGGUGGUCUCGAUCGCCGAGCUUCAACUGCCACAAGACCGACUAUCCGCACGUCAGCAUACUCGGAGAGAACCUCGUUUCAUUCCACGCGGAGCGCAGACGACAUCGCCAUGACUCCGGUACCAUCACCAGGGUAUAGGUCGAGUUUGUCACCGAAUGGUCAACUUGCUGCAAAUAGCGAGCCACCCAACAGCGGAUUUUCUUUUGAGACUGCGGAGGAGCACCACGCUCUAUCGGACAACUCUCCCUCCAAGGCGCGGACUCAAGAUCCCGCAAAGCAGAAGAGCAGCGUGCCCCUGGCCAAAGACUAUGGCAGCCUUAUCAAUCCCAGCAAAGAAGUUCCGAAUACGGCUCGAUUCAAGAAAGAUUAUUGGAAGAACGUUCAAGUAGGCGACUUUGUCCGUAUCUACAGCGAUGAACAGAUGCCGGCCGACGUUGUUGUCUUGUCGACUUCCGAUCCUGACGGGGCUUGCUACAUUGAAACCAAGAAUCUGGAUGGCGAAACGAAUUUGAAGGUUCGUCACGCCCUACAGGCCGGUCGAAAAGUGAAGCAUGCCAGAGACUGCGAGUAUGCCGAGUUCACCAUCGAGAGCGAAGGACCACAGCCCAACCUUUACGGCUACAACGCUGUGGCCAAGUGGCAGCAACACGAUCCGAAAGAUCCGAAUGGCCCUGGUCGUGCAAUGGCUGAACCGAUCAGCAUCAACAAUCUCCUUCUGCGUGGAUGCAGCCUAAAGAACACCGAAUGGGUACUGGGUGUAGUUGUGUUCACCGGCCAGGAAACAAAAAUCAUGUUGAACUCUGGCAUGACCCCGACUAAACGUGCGCGCAUGGCUCGAGAUCUGAACUGGAACGUUAUCUACAACUUCAUCAUCCUGUUCUUUAUGUGUUUGAUUUCCGGUAUCGUGCAAGGUGUAACCUGGGCAGACGGAGACAAUACCCUGAAUUAUUUCGAGUUCGGGUCAAUUGGUGGCAGUCCUCCGCUGGACGGCUUCAUCACAUUCUGGUCUGCAGUCAUCUUGUUCCAGAACUUGGUGCCCAUUUCUCUUUACAUUACAUUGGAAAUCAUCCGAUCAUUGCAAGCAUUCUUCAUUUGGUCGGAUGUGUACAUGUAUUACGAGAAGCUGGAUUACCCGUGCACACCAAAGACCUGGAAUAUUUCCGACGAUCUGGGACAAAUUGAGUACAUCUUCUCGGACAAGACAGGAACGUUGACUCAAAACGUCAUGGAGUUUAAGAAGUGUACUAUCAAUGGUACGCCCUAUGGUGAAGCAUACACCGAAGCAGAGGCUGGCAUGCGGCGAAGACAAGGAAUUGACGUCGAGGCUGAAUCAGCUCGGAUCAACCGUCAAAUCGCUGAGGCUCGUGUUGAAACACUGAAACAAUUGCGAAAAAUCUACGACAACCCUUAUCUCCACGACGAUGAACUCACAUUCGUGGCACCAAAUCUCGUCGCUGAUCUGAAUGGGAAUUCUGGCGAGGCUCAGGCGCGAGCAUGUGAAGCUUUCUUCGUUGCUCUGGCCCUCUGCCAUACGGUGAUUACAGAAACGACGCCAGGAGAUCCACCCAAGAUUGAAUUCAAGGCGCAAUCUCCCGAUGAAGCCGCUCUUGUCGCCACCGCCCGAGACAUGGGAUUCACCGUCCUGGGCCGAACCAACGACGAUUUGCAUGUGAAUGUUAUGGGAGAAGAUCGGACAUACCGUAUCCUCAACACCCUCGAGUUCAAUUCCACUCGAAAGCGGAUGAGUGCUAUUGUCCGGAUGCCGGAUGGUCGAAUCAAACUGUUUUGCAAAGGAGCCGAUAGCAUGAUCUAUACACGAUUGAAGCGAGGUGAACAGCAAGAACUUCGCAAAGCCACAGCCGAGAAUCUGGAGGUCUUUGCACGAGAAGGUCUCAGAACUCUUUGUGUGGCUGAGAAAGACCUUGAUGAAGAAUUGUAUCAAGAGUGGAACAAAGACCAUGAUUUUGCCGCCCAGGCGCUGGCGGACCGUGAAGAUCGCUUAGAAGAAGUGUCCGAUCGCAUCGAGAGAGACCUCACGCUGCUCGGUGGUACUGCGAUUGAAGAUCGUCUCCAGGACGGCGUCCCUGAUACUAUCGCCUUACUUGGACAGGCUGGCAUCAAACUGUGGGUGCUGACGGGUGACAAAGUCGAAACUGCCAUCAACAUUGGAUUUUCAUGCAAUCUCCUUUCCAACGAGAUGGACUUGAUCCUGUUUGAUAUGCCCGAAGGUAACCUGGAAGAUGCUGGCAAACUACUCGAUCAGCAUCUUCAGACAUUCGGAAUGACUGGUUCGGACGAAGAACUGGCUGCGGCCCGACUUGUCCAUGAACCUCCAGCACCAACCCAUGCUCUCAUCAUUGAUGGUGAGACUUUGAAACUGGUUUUGUCAGACGACUUGAGACAGAAGUUCCUCCUGUUAUGCAAACAAUGCAGGUCUGUUCUUUGUUGCCGAGUGAGUCCCGCACAAAAGGCUGCAGUGGUUCAGCUCGUCCGGAAUGGUCUUGACAUUAUGGCCUUGUCCAUUGGUGAUGGAGCCAACGACGUGGCCAUGAUUCAGGAAGCUGACGUUGGCGUGGGUAUCGUUGGUGAGGAAGGACGUCAAGCUGCGAUGUCUUCGGAUUACGCCAUUGGACAGUUCCGAUUCUUACAGCGCCUUGUCCUCGUCCAUGGCCGUUGGUCUUAUCGUCGCCUGGCCGAGUCCAUCGCCAAUUUCUUCUACAAGAACUUGGUAUGGACUUUUGCACUCUUCUGGUACCAAUUAUACAACAACUUCGACAUUUCCUACCUUUUCGACUACACUUAUAUUCUCUUGGUCAACUUGGUCUUUACCUCCUUCCCGGUUGGACUGAUGGGUAUCCUUGAUCAGGAUGUCAGCGACAAAGUCUCGUUGGCGGUACCACAACUAUACCGACGUGGAAUGGAGAGGAAGGAAUGGUCGCAGCUUAAGUUCUGGCUCUACAUGGCUGAUGGUCUUUACCAAUCUGUCAUGUGUUUCUUCAUGACUUAUCUCCUUUUCCAGCCGGCUACGUUCAACGUCUCGAGCGGCCGGAAUAUUGAUGACCGUGAGCGCAUGGGUGUCUAUGUUGCUUGUUCGGCCAUCUUCGUCAUCAACGCAUAUAUCCUUAUGAACACUUAUAAAUGGGACUGGAUCAUGGGUCUGGUCACUGCGCUCAGCGUUCUGCUGAUCUUCGCAUGGACUGGGAUCUAUUCGUCGUUCACGGCAUCGUUCCAGUUUUACAAAGCUGGUUCGGAAGUAUAUGGCUCCCUGACCUUCUGGGCGCUGAUGUUCUUGACCAUCAUUGUCUGUCUGCUUCCCCGCUUUGCCGUCAAAUUUUUCCAAAAGAACUUCAGACCCUACGACAUCGACAUUGUUCGAGAACAAGUCCGACAGGGCAAGUUCAAAUAUUUGGACGAAUACGAGGCGUACGUGCCUCCGAAGGUGGUGGAUGUCUCCGUGACUUCGUCAGAGCAGCCUGAGGAGACUUCAACGGAGGCCGAGGGCUCUCGGAACCAUGCGAGAUACCCAAGCAUGGCAGAAUCGCAACGACCUAUAAUAUAUGCACCCUCCGAGGCCGCGAGUCGCCAUCCCCACAGUCAGACGGGCAGUGAUGGUACGGACAGAACCAAGCCGUCACUUGAUAUGCAUAGGUAUCCUGGGGACUCGACGACGCCGGACAAGCUCCGACAAAGGCGACCCUCACUGGAACGCGUUCGUUCCUCAUUUGAGAGGCAACGUCAGUCCCUUGACAAGCUCAGACCGAGCUUCGAAAACAGCCGAGAUUUCAGCUCGGCCGCAAUGCUGAAUCGAAUAGAGUCAGGGUACUCCGCCUCCAACUAUUCGACACCUAUCUCGGCUUUGACUACGCGAAGGACGAAUGUUCCCGAUGAGCAACGGCAAUGA